This is a messenger RNA of Colletotrichum siamense, 594 nucleotides long. RefSeq lists its product as uncharacterized. The coding region runs from base 1 to 594 and encodes 197 amino acids. The record is from RefSeq and is a predicted model, not a curated record. The transcript is spliced from 3 exons. NCBI's taxonomy places the organism in Eukaryota, Fungi, Ascomycota, Sordariomycetes, Glomerellales, Glomerellaceae.
AUGAUUCUCCUAUGGCCCGAUCUCGCCGUGUGCCAAAGCCAGUUCGGGUCCAGUCCUAGGAGGAUGACGCCGCCCGGCCCGCACAAGAAGUUGCAGACCAUGCGGUUCCCCCGGAGGGUAGACGUCGUCGAUGGCGUUGAGCUGAACGUCAGAUACGCAGAUAAAUCCACAGCCUGGAAGUCUGAGUACGAUAUCUCUUGGCUGGCCCACUCCAAGGUGCUUGACUUUUGGAAUCGCUUCCCUGGCGGUCGGAAUGAAGCAGUCCUAGCCUUCAAUGGUGGAUGGAUCCAUUGUCCCCGAGUCAUGGCUAUCAUUGGCCAUCGGAAGGUCUCAGGUCUUUCUCUGCAGUUCAAGGUUAUUUGGCAAGGACUUUCACUGGAGAGGGUCUCGUGGCAAUCCGAGUCGGGAAUUGGAUCGGUCUGCAAACCUGGCACCAUCGAAGGCUACUGGCGCGCCGCUGCUGUUGAGCCUCCCGGUCAAGCACUGGCUCAGAACGCAUGUCUUCCGGCCACCCAUGUAACCAUUGAGGAGGUUUGGCCGUGGGCAUCAGCAAGCUACAUCAAGGAAGGAGGACUUGGCUCAGCUGCGACUUGA